Phlebotomus argentipes is the source of this 2803-nucleotide messenger RNA. RefSeq names its product insulinoma-associated protein 1 (gene nerfin-1). Gene Ontology annotation, molecular function: DNA-binding transcription repressor activity, RNA polymerase II-specific; RNA polymerase II cis-regulatory region sequence-specific DNA binding. Gene Ontology annotation, cellular component: transcription repressor complex; nucleus. NCBI's taxonomy places the organism in Eukaryota, Metazoa, Arthropoda, Insecta, Diptera, Psychodidae. Gene Ontology annotation, biological process: neuron differentiation; negative regulation of transcription by RNA polymerase II; regulation of cell cycle process. The record is from RefSeq and is a predicted model, not a curated record. Bases 483 to 1517 code for a protein of 344 amino acids. The transcript has a single exon.
AAUAUUGAGGCCUAUGGCGCGAAGGGCUGGGAACCCUCGCGACCGACAUGUGAAUAUGAAUGCGAGGCGAAAGAGGAACAGCGAGAGAAGGACCCCAAUAUCGCACGUGUUGGGCAAAGAGUCGCGUGCCGAAAAGGCGUUUCCAGCUGCGUGUGAUGCUUUCCCUGAUGGGGUGCGCAAGCGCCUCUGCCAUUGGAUGAGGGGAGUCGAGAGUCCGCGAGUGUUUCAGCCACUGGAAGUGCCUGGGGAAUCCCAUAAAUACCAACAUUCCCAGCACUUGCACACUCAUUCACUCCUCAUUUCUCGCCGUGGCGGCAUCGGCUCUGUGUUUUUUCGUCUAUAUAUAGUGAUUUUUUGAGAGAGUUUGCUUUUCCGGUUGUGUUGAUUGACCAUAUUUUCUUUUUGCCACCUUUUUUGCUGUUCUGUGCGGGCAUCGCGAGAGAGAGAAGGAGUCGAGGAGUUGUCGAUGUGAGAAUUAUGAGAUGGAAUCUCAACAGUUUUUGCCAUUUCGGCAACUCGUCACUGGUGGUCUCCUGACCACGGUGGCGGACUUGCCGGUGAGCAUGAAGCGUCAGUACACAGUGCUCACGGAGACGCCGCUGGACUUGUCGGUGCGUCCGAGUUUGGAUGCCAUCACGCCGCCCAGCACUCCGUCGCCGCCGAAGAAGCGCUACCGCGAGAGUGAGGUGAAGGUGGAGAUUAAGGCGGAGGCCGCGGAGGCUCCGCAAAGGACGCCCAGCAGCAAGGGCAAGUCCGUGGGGCGCGCCGACAAGCGGACGAAGGCGGUGAGGAAGCUGAAGUUCGACGAGGACACGUCGUCGCCUGUGUCGGGCACGAUAAUCCGGCCGCUGGAGGAGAUCGACGAGAACGGGGAGGACCAGAUCGGCGACAUCGAUCCGCAGUACAACAUCGUGGAGGUGACGGAGGAGGCCAAGGCGGAAAUUGCCGCCAUCCCCAAUGUGAUUGGCGCGUAUCGGUGUCGCCUGUGCCGCAAUGAGUUCGAGGAUGCCUUCGGAUUGGCGCGGCACCGGUGCUCGUGCAUCGUUCUGUUGGAGUACCGGUGCCCCGAGUGUGGGAAGCGCUUCAACUGUCCGGCCAAUUUGGCGUCGCACAGGCGCUGGCACAAGCCCAAGGAGCAGCUGGUGUCGCGGCGCCAGGAGAGCGGUGAGUCGGAGCACCAAUUCCCGUGCUCGGAGUGUGGCAAGUUCUUCAAGAGGAUGGCCUACCUGCGAAAGCACAUGGCCACGCACAAGAAGGACAAGGUGGAGUCACACAGCAGUAGUGACUCAUGCAGUGAUCCACCGCGCGGCGCCGAACAGAACAUCACGGAGAUGAUUUUCCGCUACUCCAUGCGCACGCCGUCCACCACGUCGUCAUCUGAGCGCUCGACGCCUUCGCCCAGGAUGCAGAUCAUCGACGAUGCCUUCACGGAGGAGGAGAAUCUGGCCGCCGCGGCUCUGGCGCACCUCCGCAACGGGCCGUCCGUGAUCCGCCACACAACGGCACUCGUGGUGUGACAAGUCUCAAAGUAUAGCAUUUAAGGUGUAAAUAGAUUCUCACGGGAAUCACGCAAAAGAUGGGAAUUCUAGUCAAACGAAGAAACUUAGUUAUCACGUAAUUUAUGCCAUAUCAAUAAGUGAAACCUAAUUUUUCCUUAAAACUCACAAGAAAGCGCGAGCGCUUCUCAAUUAACUUAUAUUUUCCUUUUCCCUCAUCGCGAAGUGUUUUUUUGUGUUGAGCACAGUGUUGUUAAGGAUAAAGCCACAAAGGAUUGCCUUGUGAAGACGAUUCAGUUGAUUACAUUAAAUCUUUACUGGAUUUUUGGUUUUGAGAAAUAUAAUUUAUUUGUGCACAUUUAUUUUUAAAAAAUUAAUUUAGAAAUUUUAUCACGAACUUUUCUUUCAUUGAAAAUCAUAAACUUGGCAAUGAAGAAGCAGGCUUGAGGAUUAGAAUUGCAAUUUGUAAAAUUGUGUGCCAUUGUCUGUCAUUUUCAUGAGUUUUCUUUUUUAUUUCACACUAAAUCGAAUUGAAAGGAAUAUUAGAUGUAGUAUUGUGUAAAAAUUGAAAUCUGUGCCUCUGGAUUAAGUUUUAAAAGUAUAAUCAUAAGUGGUACAAAUCAAUUAAAAAAAGAAAACGAAAGAGUCAAAAGGCGUUCGAAAACAAUGUUUAGAAGAGGAUCAAACUCAUUUUAAGUGGCAAAAGAAGCGAUAAAUCUUCAUCUUCACAUUCACAAUCAUAUCACAAAUUGAUUAUAUGUAUAAAAAAAACCUAUGAAAAGACGAAAGAGAGAACUUUGUAAAAUUAUUUUUGUACUUAAAGAGAGACGUUUGAGUAAUAUUCUAGUCGAUAGAUUUUCUUAAUAUUUAUUGCGAACGAGUUUUGCGCACAACCUAUAAAUUUUAUACAUUUUAAUUCUAUCUGAAGAAUUUUGCAAAUUUAUCUAAUAAAUUAUGUACAUUCAAUGUGAUAUUAAAUCGUAAGAUUUCACGCGAACAAAGAAACAACCAAGAAUAGGAUUAAGGGUUCUUUUUUUUAUUUUUCCGAAAAUGAAGAGCAACCAAAAUGUAGGGAUAAACAUUAGUUUUGUAAUUCUUAUUCUAUGCUUCAGAAAUAAAUACAAACAUUUUUUCAUACAAUUUCACCGUGGAAAGUCUAUUUUACUCGCAAAUACAAUUGCAGCGGACGUGAGAGGAAUUUUCCGCAGGCGCAAUUUCCACCCCCGGGAAAAUUAUAUGAGCCAACUGUUGAGGAGCAAUUGCGACACUUGAGCUUCCCUCGUGUCCACUCAGACGACUCGAAUUCC